This is a messenger RNA of Pygocentrus nattereri (red-bellied piranha), 2249 nucleotides long. It is a transcript of the gene mterf4, whose product is annotated as mitochondrial transcription termination factor 4. Gene Ontology annotation, molecular function: double-stranded DNA binding. The coding region runs from base 1467 to 2120 and encodes 217 amino acids. The transcript is spliced from 3 exons. The record is from RefSeq and is a predicted model, not a curated record. Lineage: Eukaryota; Metazoa; Chordata; Actinopteri; Characiformes; Serrasalmidae. Gene Ontology annotation, biological process: regulation of DNA-templated transcription.
CAGUGUGGUCAAGAUCUUGGAGAAGUGUCCAGAGCUGUACGCUGUGAAAGGGUCUCAGUUACAGCAGCGAAUUACAAAUCUGAGGAAACUUGGUCUACAUGAAGCUCUUCAUCAUCUUGAUGGGAGUGUCCAUGCUUAGUCUUGUAAGCCAAAUGCUGAAUUGUAAAGUUAAUACACAUCUGGGGACAACUGGUUGAAUUUUGGUGCUGCAAAAUCACCCUCUAACAAAGGUGUGCCCCUAUAAAACCCACCCCGGAGUCUUCUAGCACUCUUGAUGUCUGGUGUACAAUCAAUAACACAAGCAAAACAAUCUAGCCAGUGAAACACUAUCGUUAGCUAGCUGGUUUUCUCUCACAGGAGACGUUUAUUUUUAUAAUGUAUUGUCUGUCCACGUGACCUACAUCUACAUGUUUAUUUGAAGAUUUGAAAAGUUUCCUAGCAGGGCUGUAUUUUUUUUAAACUAUACCUGUAUCAUUACACUGAACACCAGUACCUAUGAAGCAACAGUAGUUUCUUUACUCCAAGGUGUUGCUCAUAAUUAGUAGUUUAAGUAACAGAAUGUAUGUUAACAUCAAUGCUGUAAUUUGGUCCCAGGCACAAGUGCACAACCUUAAAUAUUAUUGCUUCUUUGUACAAUUUUGCAAAGGUAAAAAAAAAUGCACAACAAAGCAAUAGUGGGCAGUAUGGCUAAAAAAUUAUAUGACAGUAUAAUUAAAAUGACUGACAACGUGUGUAUAUCACUGUGGGAGCAUGUGCAUUGUGACUGUCAGGCACUGCUAGAAUGUGGAAAAUAUAAGUUAUUUAAGUUUCAGUAACUGCUGGUCCACAGUUCGUCCUUAUCGGUCGGGUGUUCAUGUCAGACUAAUCCCAAAAGUCCAGCCAUUCCUAUCUAUAUGUCCUCUGCCUUAAAAACAAAGUGGCCUACUUUAGAUACAACUAACUGGACAGAACAGUGGCAGAAGGCACUUGAGGGUUUGCUACUUUUUUUCAUUUGAAAAGUGACAAACACCAAUGACUUUAGCUAAACGAACUGUUUGUGUAUCGUGUUAUCUGUGCUUUGUGCUUAUUUGUGGCAUACUAGUGUAACAGUUAUGACAAAACUCGUACCUAAUAAAGAAUUUCAAGCAGUACACUGGUUAACUUUUGUAGCCCACAACUACAACAAAAAGCUCUGCACUUUGCUUCCAAUAUGUUUUCAAUACUUGCAAGUCCUUCCAACAAAAAUGAUUGCUGCUGCUGCUGCUGCUGUUGACGAGUGACCCGCAGUCAGGGGAAUGAUAUGAGUAGUCACAUAGUCAUGCUAUCAGAUGUAACGCUGGUAGAGGCUGAUUUCUGUUUGUGGAACUAACGGUUGGAUAACCUUUAACAAAAGAAGCAUUGAUGCAUUGGUAUAUUUCGUAAGAAGGGUGUGUAAUUGCGAGUGUUACGCAGAUAUUUGAUGCAGUGUUUGGGUCUUUGUUUCUAUUAUGUUGCUUAAGCAGAUUCUAAACUCUGGUCUUCUAUCAUCAGGCAGUUUGCAGAGGGUGAUAAGCCACUACCCUCAGAUCCUGACUCUACCUGUGAAGAGAGUGAGCGCUGUCUCUCGGCUCCUAAGAGAAAAGUGCCAAUUCACGACUCAGCAGGUGACUGACGUCCUCCGAGACUCCCCUCACGUUGUGCAGGAAGAGCACACACGUUUGGAGUAUAUGUUUCAAUAUGCAUUUUUCCGCAUGGGCUGCCUGCAGGCCGAGAUGGUGAAGGCUAAACUUUUCCGGCUUUCUAUGGAGGAGCUGCAGUGUCGCCAUGGUUUCCUGGAGCGCAGAGGACUCUACCAAACGCCUGACAAGAAGGGCCAGACGCUGAUCCUUAACCCUCGGCUCAAAGACUUUCUGCUCAUCUCCGAGGAAACGUAUCUUAGCAAAAUCGCCAUGGCGACUCAGGAGGAGUUUGACGUGUUCCGGAAACUCAUGGCAAGAGAGCAGGAGGAAGAGAGAAAGCAGGAGCAUGGCGAUGAUGAUGAUGAUGAUGAUGAUGAUGAUGAUGAUGAUGUUGAUGGAGAGGAGGAGGAGGAGGAGGAAGAGUGGGACAAAGGUCAGAACGCUGGUUACAAUAAGAAGAGAAAACAAAGAAGAGAGUCAUAAGUAAAUAUCAGCAUCAUACUGUUAAUUUUCUCAUUUUAUUAGUGUUCAAAUGAUUGGAAUCAGUAAUUGCUGUUAUAUUUCAUAUGUGUUAUGUACUAUAUCAUGUACUAAAGGAUAUAACACACUGUA